CCCUUCUUCCCGUGUUGAGCUGAACCCGUUUGGCCGAACCGCUACACCUGCUCCCCAGAUUAUCACCUUAUUUUUCCCCCCGUAAGCUCAGACAACAUGGACGAUUUUGACAUGUUGAACGCACCCACUGCUGGUAACGGCGUCGGCUCGGACGAGGACCCCGCUGCCGCCUUUCUGGCCCAGCAGGAGAGCGAAAUCGCGGGGAUUGAAAACGACGAGGGCUUUAGCAUCCUGGACAGCGGAGAUGUUCCGUCGUCACUGCAUGACUCCAACGAUGGUGCUGUCAACGGAGACCUUCAUGGGGAGAGCAAUGGUCCAUCAGAUGCCUAUGCAGCAAUUUCCAAUGCAGACCGACUGCAGGCCGAACCUGAGAGUCUUCGCAAGUGGAGGGAGGAGCAGAGAGAGAGGUUGGAGCUGUUAGAUGCUAACUCUCGCAAGCAGGAGUCAGAGUGGAAGGACAAAGCCAAGGUGGAGCUGGAGGAGUGGCAUGCCAGGCAAAACGAACAGCUGGAAAAAACCAAAACCAAUAACAGGGUGUUGGAUGAAGACUUCUACAAGCAGCCCUUCUCUGAGCUCAUUGGUUAUGUCACACACAUUAACCAUCCUUGCUACCGCCUAGACCAGGCGGCUGAGGAAGCCAUGAUUUCAGAUCUGGAUGAGAACAACCCCGGCACUGAGUGGGAGCGGGUGGCUCGGCUCUGCGACUUCAACCCAAAGUCCAGCAAGCAGGCGAAGGAUGUGUCCCGCAUGCGCUCCGUCCUCAUCUCGCUGAAACAGUCCCCGCUGGUUCGUUAGGCAUCCGCGGCAGCUCAGGGCGUCAUUCCAUAUCAUCCCUUCUUCCACCAACCAACCCAACUACUGAUGGUCUACCAUUUGUGUUCUGUUGAUCAAGGCCUUGGUCUCUUGGUCGCAUGUACCUGCCACACGCAGCCCUGUUUGAUUUUCCCCAGUGAUCCUACUCCCCUCACUCCCCUCCUGGCAGGGCCGUUGGAGAUUAACGUAGAUGCACCUGCUGUCCUUCUGCCUCCCACAAAAUGUAUUUCACUUGUCUAAACCUCUUCCACGGACCAGUGUUGCUCUCGUGUAACAAGUUCAAAUCAAGGCCAGUAAGAUCCGUAAAGAUGGUGAGUUUUGAGCACUAAAAGGGACGAGCUGAUGUUAGUUUGGGCCCCACUGCUACACUACAACCUGCUUCACACGGAUCCAGUCCUACAGUCAUUUCCACGUUGCUGUUUUGCAUCCUUUAACUCACCAAUUUUAUGAAUCCUUCAACCUGGGAGGGCUGGAUAUUAGUGCCCUCCAAUAGAUCGCCUCAUGUUUACCAAGCAUUAAUAAAAAAGAGGUUUUUUUUGUUUGUUUUUUUAAGGACCAAAAACUCCAAAUUCAGUGUGUACUUUGGUUUGUGUGUGUAGAGUGUGUUUGCAGCAUAUUAAAUGUGUUAAACCUU
This is a messenger RNA of Salarias fasciatus (jewelled blenny), 1447 nucleotides long. It is a transcript of the gene clta, whose product is annotated as clathrin, light chain A. Gene Ontology annotation, molecular function: clathrin heavy chain binding; structural molecule activity. Lineage: Eukaryota; Metazoa; Chordata; Actinopteri; Blenniiformes; Blenniidae. The transcript has 7 exons. The coding region runs from base 97 to 795 and encodes 232 amino acids. Gene Ontology annotation, cellular component: synaptic vesicle membrane; clathrin coat of trans-Golgi network vesicle; clathrin coat of coated pit. The record is from RefSeq and is a predicted model, not a curated record. Gene Ontology annotation, biological process: intracellular protein transport; clathrin-dependent endocytosis.